This is a messenger RNA of Zea mays, 605 nucleotides long. RefSeq lists its product as uncharacterized. The coding region runs from base 240 to 503 and encodes 87 amino acids. Lineage: Eukaryota; Viridiplantae; Streptophyta; Magnoliopsida; Poales; Poaceae. The record is from RefSeq and is a predicted model, not a curated record. The transcript has a single exon.
GCUCUAUAUGAAUCAUUGAAGUAGCCACAAUAAUUACAGAGUUUGUAUCUCAUAUAGGACCAAUUAUGAAUUGAAGUAAAGCAAUCCACAUUUGUACACAAUGCAAACUAAUUAAACAUUGGGGGACGGAGGCACGCUGCACCCACUAUAAAUAAAAGACGCCGACCACCGCCAGCCAGCCAGCCAGAGCCUCCACUCCAGCAGUCAGUCGGCCGGCGAUACAUAUAUAUACUAGAGUCAUGGAGACGAUGGCGGCGAGGUACGGCGGCGGGGAGAUCAGGGACCUGCAGAGCAAGCAGGAGGCGCCGGGCGGGUGCGGGAGCUACUUCCAGAUGCCGCUGCACUACCCGAGGCACAGCCGGGAGGACUACGAGGCCAUGCCCGAGUGGCAGCUCGACCGCCUCCUCUCCGAGUAUGGCCUGCCCGUCGCCGGCACAGUCCACCAGAAGCGCACCUUCGCCAUAGGCACCUUCCUCUGGGGCGCCGGCGGCAUUAUCCACUGAGCUCAAGGUCUUGUUUACUGUGCAUGUGCUUGACAUAACGAGCUUGUAUCCCAAUUCCCAACAGAACACGGCACCGUCCAUGUGCUCUUUCUAUUUUCUCUC